Molecule: messenger RNA, 1500 nt
Organism: Enhydra lutris kenyoni (northern sea otter)
Lineage: Eukaryota; Metazoa; Chordata; Mammalia; Carnivora; Mustelidae
Product: CEBPZ opposite strand
Exons: 6
Coding region: 618-863 (81 amino acids)
Source: RefSeq, a predicted model, not a curated record
GGCGCGGGACAGGCCCGAGUGUUUCCGGGUCGCAAGGCGGGCGACCUUGUCGCCGCGGUCGGGCGGUGCGGCCUGCGCUGCCCACUCGAGUUGGCUGCGGGCUGCGCGGGAGCGUCCGGGCAGGCAGGAGAACGCUGGGGGCCGCCGGGUGUGCACCGAAGACCCGGGGGACGGGGAGCCGCUAGGGCCUGAGGAUCGCGGGUAGCCAGCCUGACGCGCUCUCGGAAGCCUCGCUGGUGCCUUGGUUCUGGACCGUGGGAACCUGGAAAAAGCGCUUCAGCUGAUAAAACCCAGGGAUGCUGAGAGACCUUGCUCUCCAACAUGUAGAGUGCGAGAGACCUUGCCGUGUGAUAAAUCAUUUUGCCUGAGAGGCUGAGGCGCGUCGUUUUCCAGCUGUAGCGCACAGACGAGGCGUUUUCCGACGCAGCAUUGCACGUUUACGCUUGUGCACCCUGAGUCCGCUUCUCAGCCAGUGUCAUGCAAACCCCGUGACACACAGCGCUGCUUUUCUUCGAGCCCAUUGGAAGACUGCUUUGUUUCGUUUAAGUAUCUACGUCUGUACAGCAUCGUAAACAGCAAAACAGUUCUCCCCACCCACUCACCUGCCUGUUGAUUAUAUGAUGGCCCGCACUAUGGAACCAGUGGCAAAGAAGAUCUUUAAAGGAGUUUUAGUAGCUGAACUCUUGGGCGUUUUUGGAGCAUAUUUUUUAUUUAAUAAGAUGAACACAAGCCAAGAUUUCAGGCAAAUGAUGAGCAAGAAAUUUCCCUUCAUCUUGGAAGUUUAUUACAAAUCCAUUGAACAGUCUGGAAUGUAUGGAGUCAGAGAGCAAGAUCAAGAAAAAUGGUUGAAUAGCAAAAAUUAGGACCAGUCAUCACGUUCAGCCUCCCAUCUAAGCUGUUUCUGACCUUUGUGGGGGAAAAGAAAGAUGAGCACACCACAUUGUGGACUCCUGGCCCCACAGAAGAAAACAGAAACUUCUGGUCUGCCAUGGCUCACAGUCAUUUCCCAUCUAUUAUGCAAAUCCCUGCUUUUGUUUGUUGCUUUCCUUUGGCAUUUACUGUUAAAGAUUACUGUUUAACUAAUAAAAGACUAGGAGAAGAAAGGAACAAAAUGCUCUAAAGAUUUUAUUUUCCCUGAACACUUUCUUUGGCAAAAGAACAGAAGCCAGUAACUUAUCAAUAUCAGAAAAAUGUCUAUAAAGUACUUAAAAAGUUACUUAGCAAAUUCCUAUUAUAUAAAAACCUGCCUAGAUAAAAAAACUAAAGUAACUGUUUAAAGUAAUUACAGUCUUUAUUGCUGUAGUCUAAAUACUUUUUAAUCCUAUAUGCUCCCCAUACAGAAAUGAAAAAGCCAUUCCUUCCAGGUCAUAAGGAACCAUUUUAUUCAUCCUUCCUAAAACGAUCCUCCAAAAAAUACAUCUUCAGAAGUUCUGAGUUAAGGCCAUUUAAAAACCUCCAUAAAAAAACUCAAGUUACUUGGGGCACCUGGGUGGCUCAGUC